GUGGGUAAUUCCAUUACAUUUGGCAAGUAACGGAAUGAAUAGUAAUUUCCCUACUUUUCAGCUUCAACUUUAACGUUUCCACGUUAGGUUGGACGUUACUUGGGGGCGGGAACAAGGGGAAGUCAGCUCCUGGCUGUGAUUGGUUAACACAAGACAUGUGCCUCACACUGAUUGGACCUCUGCGCAGACUGUCUCUUCCCUCGUGAUCUGUGUUAGGAGGCACGAUAGAAGAGAUGAAUAGGCAGGGGGAGCCUGCUAGCGUCUGACUCUGAGAGGAAAAAAUGGACGCUGGAGGAAAAAGCCAGGGCAAGGAAGGCAGAAUGGCGAAGAGCUGUGGAGAGACGCCUGUUGCAGGUUUUGCUGCUGAGAGCAGCAGUCAGUUAGUGCGGCCACUUGAGCCACAGCUUGUUGAUCCUGAGGAGGCAAAACUAAAAAGUGAGGUUCAGAAAGGAGGCCCUGUCCACGAGGAGGAGGAGGGCAUGAAGCAGUGCCAGUUGCCCACAGCCACAUCUGCAGAACAGCAAGUACCAUGGUUUGGUUUUGAGAAAGCUUGUACAUUUGUGAGCCAGAGUGGGAAAAAUGUUGUUGUAAGAUGCAAUUACUGCCUUCCAAGGAUCAAAAAUCUGAGAUCAGCUGUUUCCUCCUCAUCCAAUGUGAAGAAACAUUUUGAGAGGGCACACCCUGAGAAGCUGAGAGCAAUUGAAGAAGCAAUAAAGGCAAGGAGACGUGGCCUUCCUGAACCAAUGCAUGACACCCCUCCUCCCAAAAUGCUGAAGCAGCAGCAGACAACCCUUGAGAGGUGGGGAUCUGGCAGGGAUCUGCUUCUUCUGGCAGCCUGCGUACACCCUCGCUUCAAACUAGAUCGACUGGAAUCGUGUCAGGCCACCACCCAUACCAACAAAUACACAAUGGAAGCCUUGUUGAAAGCUGAAAUAAAGAUGGGUGUACUUAAUGAGGACAGUGAUCAGUCUUCAGAUAAAGACCAGGAAGGAGAUGACUUAGAAGAUGACUUCUUUAACUUUCUGCCCCAGGGCAAGAAGUCAGCAGUGGACACUGCUGAGGAGGAACUGGUGAGGUACCUGAGGUCUCCCAGCAGGGAAGUGUCAUCACUCCAUGGCUUUCCACGUGUGCUGCGGUGUUUUUUGCAGCACAACACAGGCAUGCCUUCAAGCACCGCAGUAGAAUGCCUGUUCAGUACUGGUGGCAACGUAAUGACUGUAAAAAGACAUUCCUUGUCUGACAUGCUCUUUGAGCAUCUUGUUCUUUUGAGACAUAACAGAAACAUAUUAUAAAAGCAUUUCAAGUGUAAAAUUUGAUUUCAAGAGUUGGGGUAUCUUCAUUGCUUGGGGGGAUGUGAGAUUCUGUUAUGCCAUUAUGUUAAUCUUAUGGAUAAAUUUUUUUUAUUCUACUA
This is a messenger RNA of Rhineura floridana, 1411 nucleotides long. RefSeq lists its product as uncharacterized. NCBI's taxonomy places the organism in Eukaryota, Metazoa, Chordata, Lepidosauria, Squamata, Rhineuridae. Gene Ontology annotation, molecular function: DNA binding. The record is from RefSeq and is a predicted model, not a curated record. The transcript has 4 exons. Bases 282 to 1292 code for a protein of 336 amino acids.